AUGUCGGCCAGACUUGCUCGUCCUGUCGAAUACAUCUUGAGACAUCACUUCCUCAGUGUGCGGCAGAGUGCCAGAAGUGAGCAUUUGCCAGGAGCUUUUGAGAAGGGGUGGUUCGCAUCCCGUCAUGUGCAUACCUCAAGCACAAAAGACGGGCCUGGUUUGCCAGCACACUUGGUGUACAGGCCUGAGGAAAUUGAGGAUUCUGCCACCCUGCUUCUGGUAGCUCGCAGUGCUGCACAAGACAAUCAUGUUGAUGGACAGUUCUGGAGCGCAUGCAGCCGGAAGGCGCAGGGGCUCUUGGGGAGUGCGGUGAAGUUGCGAGACCUGGCUUUGUUCCUUGACGCGGCAGUGUCUGUUCGUCACCAAAACGAUGAGCUCAUGUAUAACUUGGGUGACAUGGCUGUGCUCGCAGCGCAAAAUGACAAUUUGGAUGGAGAAAGCCUUGCGUUUGUGCUGCGUGCACAUGCCCGACUUCCGCUCAGAAAUGAUCGUAUUCUGAGAUCACUGGAGACAGCCCUCUUCGAGCUUUUGAAGCAGUCACGUGCCACUGCUGAGUGUCUUUCCAGUUCUCUUCUGUCCCUGGGAGAGAUGCACAGAGCGGGACUUCUGCCGCCUCUGCCACCAGACAGCUCGUGUCGAAGUGAAUUGGUGGAUGGAGCGGCAAGGGUGGCAUUGGAGCACCUGUCUUUCUUUACUGUUCCGCAGAUGUGUGCCCUGUUGCGGGCAUUUACUUGUUUCAAAAUGAGAGGUGACCGUCAGGUUUCAGCCUUGUUGCUUGGCAUCAGCAAUGCGCUUGCUAGGCAACCUACCGCGUUGAGUGCCAGUGACUGCGCAUGUGCUGCAAAGGCCUUUGCAGUCGUACGGGUUCAUGACGAACGGAUUUUGGCUACGUUAAGCAGCAGACUUCGAGACAAGGACGUGCGAGACGGCCUUUCACCACACGAACUUUCAGAUGUUCUGUACGGCUUUGCUAAAUUUACGAGCCAAGAUACGGCUUUGCUAGAUUUACUCUCCGUGCAGGUUAGGCGACAUUUGCAUGUGUUGGAUGUGUCCACGAUGAGUUCAACAUUGGCAUCCCUGGCCAAAGCCGGCAUAAGCUGUCCGGUUUUGUCUGGCCGGGCCGUGCAGAUGCUCCGCCGGUCUGUGAAUUCAGAAGUUUCGGAGCCAGGCAGGCACCAGUGCGAUUUGACCAAAGCGACGGUGGAUGAACUCUCAACGCUGACCAUGGCAUUUGGCAAGUUCCAGGUGAGGGAUUCCAGAUUGUACGAGACACUGGCAGACAUGUUUGUGACAUGCACAGGUGGGACGAGCUCUGCGAAUGCCAUUGCAACCUUAACUUCCCCUGGCCUCGUCAAUGUCAUCCAUGCCUUCACGAAAGUCCACAUUGCCCCUGCGAGGCUCUUUAGCGUGGUCCUGGGUGCAUUGGUUGACAGACCCGCUGAUGAGUUUGCCCCACGUGAUGCCGUCAAGAUCCUGCAUGCUUUGGCCAAAGUUGACUAUGAUAUGCCGCCCAGCGUUCAGCAGAAGAUUUUGUCUGUCCUGGGGCCAGACUGCUUGGGUGAGCUUGGAGUUUUCGACUUGCUGAAGCUUGCCACCGCUUCAAAAAAGCUGGGCUUGAACAUUCAUGCGCUGGAGGCACAGGUGGGUGCAGUAUUGCCCAACGAGCCGCAAUCCUUGACGAGGGAAUCUCUUCAGCGCCGUCCUACAAUAAAGAAGGUCCGUCGCAAAAGUGCGAGGAAACAGAAGUGGACUUGGUAA
Messenger RNA from Symbiodinium pilosum, 1758 nucleotides. The record is from the annotation of a GenBank genome assembly. NCBI's taxonomy places the organism in Eukaryota, Dinophyceae, Suessiales, Symbiodiniaceae.